Pseudoliparis swirei is the source of this 1514-nucleotide messenger RNA. RefSeq names its product polymerase (DNA directed), epsilon 3 (p17 subunit) (gene pole3). Lineage: Eukaryota; Metazoa; Chordata; Actinopteri; Perciformes; Liparidae. The record is from RefSeq and is a predicted model, not a curated record. The coding region runs from base 320 to 772 and encodes 150 amino acids. Gene Ontology annotation, cellular component: epsilon DNA polymerase complex; CHRAC. The transcript has 4 exons. Gene Ontology annotation, molecular function: protein heterodimerization activity; chromatin DNA binding. Gene Ontology annotation, biological process: heterochromatin formation; DNA damage response; leading strand elongation.
CACGUCAGGGGUCGGAGUUGAAAGCUUCACGGACGCUCGUGCUCGGGCUCGGACGGUUCGCGGGAAACGUCCCAAAACAAAUCGGUUCUGCUGGAACACGCGGGCAACUUCGGACACAAGUUACAAACUAAUCGAUGCGUUCAAACCGAUCGAUCUGAUCGACAGAAGCGUCGUCUCGCCAUAGCAACCAGAUACUACUGUGAAGCUCAACGAGCUGCGAGCUAACGCGGCGGUUAGCACGAGCGGUAACGGAGGCGACGGCGAUAACGGCUUUAACGGUUUUAACGGCUUUAACGGACUAUUUAAACCAGGGAGAGAAAUGGCGGAAAGACCCGAAGAUCUGAACCUGCCGAACGCGGUGAUCACCCGAAUCAUCAAAGAGGCGCUCCCUGACGGGGUGAACGUGUCUAAAGAAGCCAGGAGAGCCAUCUCCCAAGCUGCCAGUGUGUUUGUGUUGUACGCCACUUCCUGUGCGAACAACUUUGCCAUGAAAGCCAAACGUAAAACUCUGAACGCGGCGGACGUCUUGGCUGCGAUGGAGGAAAUGGAGUUCGAGAGAUUCCUGGAGCCGCUCAGAGAAGCUCUGGAAGUGUACAAGAAGGGCCAGAAGGGAAAGAAGGAGGUGUCGGAGCAGAAACGCAAAGACAAGGAGAAGAAGACCGACUCCGAGAACGACAAGAGCCGGGAGGAGGAAGAGGAGGAGGAAGAGGAGCGCAUGGAGGAGGAGCCUGAAGCGGAGAACGACGGCGAGGAGGAGGAGGUGGAAAACUGACUUGGAACGUGGACGCCCCCCCACGGACGAUAAAAUGCACUCGCGGUGCGUUUAAGGGACAAUCGGUCAUCGCAGAGCCGCCAUGAAUCAAAAGGAGCUCAGGAGGGGGCGUGGUCUGGAGGGGGCGUGGCCUCGAGGGGGUUACAUUAAUAACUUCUUCGUGCAGCUGCCAUCUUCAGAACCACGAGUCAAACUACUUCAUGCACUUCCUGCUCUUUGGUCCAUUACAUCUUUGUAAAUAUCUCCUUUUGACACAAACACUGUUGUUGAUAGUAAACUGAACACAGUCGUUGCUAUGCAACUAACAGCCGGUUUAAAUGUUUUCAUAGUUGCGUUGCUACACCGUCAGAAAGAUGAACUCAAGAGUUCCCAAAUGCUAAACAGAAUAUAAUGGACACCUGAUGUUAACGUGUCAUUUGAACUGGAGGAACGGCUGUUUAUUCUGCCAGAAAUUAAAAGAAUUCUCAAACAGUAGUAACGUCUCGAUGGACCUCUGAGGACGAUGCGGCGUCGCAGUGGUGUUCAAGGUCCACUCGUGAUCGAAGACUUGGCUGUCAACGGGUUUGAGGUCUUAUUGGUGAAAUGUUGAAUUGGUGCAAAAUCUAAUGAUUGAAUGGAGCCCCUGGACCUGGUUCUCUUGUGUGCCGUUAAUACUAAGUGUGUUUGUAGGUCCUUUGUUCCUGAACCAUUUAUACUUUUGUAUCACUUGGCUAAAAUUUAAUAAACAUUUUGUAUAAAGCAA